Molecule: messenger RNA, 246 nt
Organism: Bipolaris oryzae ATCC 44560
Lineage: Eukaryota; Fungi; Ascomycota; Dothideomycetes; Pleosporales; Pleosporaceae
Exons: 2
Biological process (GO): mRNA splicing, via spliceosome
Cellular component (GO): catalytic step 2 spliceosome; U1 snRNP; U5 snRNP
Molecular function (GO): RNA binding
Source: RefSeq, a predicted model, not a curated record
AUCAACUACCGCAUGAAGGUAACUCUUCAAGAUGGUAGGCAAAUGGUCGGGCAGAUGCUCGCAUUCGACAAGCACAUGAAUCUUGUACUCGCCGACACAGAAGAAUUCCGCCGCACACGGAGAAAGGGCAAAGCCGCACCGGGCGCAACCCAGCAAGUCACCGAAACCGAAGAACGACGCGCCAUUGGACUCACCAUUAUUCGUGGUGCUCAUGUUAUUUCACUGUCAGUUGAUGGACCACCGCCU